CGCACCAAAGCAACGAAAGAAACAUUUACUAACGGAUCGUAGUACUGCCACGUUACACAAUGAAGUUUUUAUGCAUUCAGCUUCUUUUAGUAAUUGUAUCGAGCGAAGUCAUCAGCGAGAAUAAACGUCUUCUACUUCAUGAUCCGGUAUCCAUUGCAGAAGCCAUAUUUCAACUUCGAACUGAGAUUGGGGAUUUAAAUUCAACUAUUGCUGACAUGAAAGCCAAACAUGCUCAGGAGAUCGGUCAGUUGGAUGCUAUAUAUUCCCAAGAAGUUGCCAACUUGAACGCUACACAGUCUCGGGACGUUGCUCAAUUAAAUGCCACAUUUGCUCAGUUAAAGGGUGAACAUGCAAAAGAAGUAGCAGAUCUUCGAGCUGGAUUGAAUGCUGAAAAACUUCAAAGAUGUCGAACAGGGUCAGUUGAUUUUGGUCAUGAAUUAUGUGCAACUCAUAAUUGUACGGAAAGUCGGAUUAUUCAUUUUUCUCCUUCAUUUUCAAAGGUUCCUGUGAUAGCAAUUGCUUUUUCUAGGAUUGACGUAAACAAAAAUCUUAACACUCGGAUAUACUCAUAGGUUUCAUCUGUGACAACGUCUUCUGCUAAUUUAACAGUCGGAACAUGGCUCGACUCUGAAAAUUACCAAUCAACACUAAAUUGGAUUGCAUGUCCAAAUAUGUGAGGUCUAUAUAAA
Molecule: messenger RNA, 689 nt
Organism: Ruditapes philippinarum (Manila clam)
Lineage: Eukaryota; Metazoa; Mollusca; Bivalvia; Venerida; Veneridae
Exons: 3
Coding region: 60-572 (170 amino acids)
Source: RefSeq, a predicted model, not a curated record